AUGUCUAAGCGCGGUCCUGGAGAGCCGGGGGAGGCUGGCCGGGCAAAGUGUAGUCCUGGAGAGCUGUGGAAGGCCAGCAGGGUGGAGAGCCGGGGGAGGCCGGCAGGGAGGAGAGUGGUCCUGGAGAGCUGUGGGAGGCCGGCAGGGAGGAGAGUGGUCCUGGAGAGCUGUGGGAGGCCAGCAGGGCGGAGAGUGGUCGUGGAGAGCCGUGGGAGGCCAGCAGGGCGGAGAGUGGUCGUGGAGAGCCGGGGGAGACCGUCAGGGUGGAGAGUGGUCCUGGAGAGCCAGGGGGAGACCAGCAGGGAGGAGAGUGGUCCUGGAGAGCCAGGGGGAGACCAGCAGGGAGGGGAAAGCCGGCAGGGCGGAGAGCGGUCCUGGAGAGCCAGGGGAAAGCCGGCAGGACGAAGAGUGGUCCUGGAGAGCCAGGGGGAAGCCGUCAGGGAGGAGAGUGGUCCUGGAGAGUCGGGGGGAGGCCGGCAGGGCGGAGAGUGGUCCUGGAGAGCUGUGGUAUGCCGUCAGGGAGGAGAGUGGUCCUGGAGACCCGGGGAGACCGGCAGGGAGGAGAGUGGUCCUGGAGAGCCGGAGGAGACCGGCAGGGCGGAGAGUGGUCCUGGAGAGCCGGAGGAGACCGGCAGGGCGGAGAGUGGUCCUGGAGAGCCGGAGGAGACCGGCACGGAGGAGAGUGGUCCUGGAGAGCCGGAGGAGACCGGCACGGAGGAGAGUGGUCCUGGAGAGCCGGGGGAGACCGGCAGGGAGGAGAGUGGUCCUGGAGAGCCGGGGGAGACCGGCAGGGAGGAGAGUGGUCCUGGAGAGCUGUGGGAGGCCGGCAGGGAGGAGAGUGGUCCUGGAGAGCUGUGGGAGGCCAGCAGGGCGGAGAGUGGUCGUGGAGAGCCGUGGGAGGCCAGCAGGGCGGAGAGUGGUCGUGGAGAGCCGGGGGAGACCGUCAGGGUGGAGAGUGGUCCUGGAGAGCCAGGGGGAGACCAGCAGGGAGGAGAGUGGUCCUGGAGAGCCAGGGGGAGACCAGCAGGGAGGCGAGUGGUCCUGGAGAGCUGUGGUAUGCCGUCAGGGAGGACAGUGGUCCUGGAGAGCCAGGGGAAAGCCGGCAGGGCGGAGAGCGGUCCUGGAGAGCCAGGGGAAAGCCGGCAGGACGAAGAGUGGUCCUGGAGAGCCAGGGGGAAGCCGUCAGGGAGGAGAGUGGUCCUGGAGAGUCGGGGGGAGGCCGGCAGGGCGGAGAGUGGUCCUGGAGAGCUGUGGUAUGCCGUCAGGGAGGAGAGUGGUCCUGGAGACCCGGGGAGACCGGCAGGGAGGAGAGUGGUCCUGGAGAGCCGGAGGAGACCGGCAGGGCGGAGAGUGGUCCUGGAGAGCCGGAGGAGACCGGCAGGGCGGAGAGUGGUCCUGGAGAGCCGGAGGAGACCGGCACGGAGGAGAGUGGUCCUGGAGAGCCGGGGGAGACCGGCAGGGAGGAGAGUGGUCCUGGAGAGCCGGGGGAGACCGGCAGGGCGGAGAGUGGUCCUAGAGAGCCGGAGGAGACCGGCAGGGCGGAGAGUGGUCCUGGAGAGUCGGGAGGAGACCGGCAGGGCGGAGAGUGGUCCUGGAGAGUCGGGAGGAGACCGGCAGGGCGGAGAGUUGUCCUGGAGAGUCGGGGGGAGGCCGGCAGGGCGGAGAGUGGUCCUGGAGAGUCGGGGGGAGGCCGGCAGGGCGGAGAGUGGUCCUGGAGAGUCGGGGGGAGGCCGGCAGGGCGGAGAGUGGUCCUGGAGAGUCGGGGGGAGGCCGGCAGGGCGGAGAGUGGUCCUGGAGAGUCGGGGGGAGGCCGGCAGGGCGGAGAGUGGUCCUGGAGAGUCGGGGGGAGGCCGGCAGGGCGGAGAGUGGUCCUGGAGAGUCGGGGGGAGGCCGGCAGGGCGGAGAGUGGUCCUGGAGAGUCGGGGGGAGGCCGGCAGGGCGGAGAGUGGUCCUGGGGAGGCUGGCACGGUUUUCAUGGCUGAAUCCUCCUCCCUGAGUGGCUGA
Messenger RNA from Bufo bufo (common toad), 2004 nucleotides. RefSeq names its product collagen alpha-1(I) chain-like. The record is from RefSeq and is a predicted model, not a curated record. The transcript is spliced from 2 exons. Lineage: Eukaryota; Metazoa; Chordata; Amphibia; Anura; Bufonidae. Bases 1 to 2004 code for a protein of 667 amino acids.